Messenger RNA from Python bivittatus (Burmese python), 3473 nucleotides. RefSeq lists its product as uncharacterized. Gene Ontology annotation, biological process: regulation of DNA-templated transcription. The record is from RefSeq and is a predicted model, not a curated record. Lineage: Eukaryota; Metazoa; Chordata; Lepidosauria; Squamata; Pythonidae.
AGGACUCUGCACUCUCUCGCCCUGCCCAGAAGGCAAAGAGGCUGCAGGAGAGUCCUGCAGGCAAAGAGAUUCAGACGUGACUCCCGGGUCUAGAAGUUGAAAGCCUCUUGUCUGGAGACCAAAGGACCCCCUAAUCAAAGAGGGCUGAAUGGCCUUGAAGAACUUGCCCAGGGCCUCUUUUGCGAUUCAGUCAUAUGAAUGAAAAGAUCUUUGGGGUUCCUAAACACCCGUUGGCCCCGUUUGGAGCUAUGUUGGAGAACGGAGAAGAAAUGGAGGCACAUUACUCAGUGGGCAAGGGCUCUUGGAAGGGGAGCUGUAUGGUAACCUGGGCAGCAGCUGGGCAGAAGACCCUGGAAGAGAAAAUAAUCAGCUCAGAGGUUCAGCGCAGGCUCUUCAGGAGCACCCAUUACCAAGAGGCCAAGGGCCCCCGAGAGAUUUGCAGCCACCUCCACCACCUUUGCCAUCAGUGGCUGCAGCCAGAAAGACACACAAAAGCUCAAGUGCUGGAUUUGGUGGUCCUGGAGCAGUUCCUGGCCAUCCUGCCCGCAGAAAUGGAGACUUGGAUCCGGGAGUGUGGAGCAGAGACCAGCUCCCAGGCGGUGGCCCUGGCCGAGGGCUUCCUGCUGAGCCAGGCGGCGGAGCAGAAGGAACAUGUAGAGUUGCGGGUCCAGACACCCUUUGUAGAGGAGGUCGUCGAACAUCACAGGGGAAGUGGGGAUUUAUCAAAUCUGCCUCAGGAGCUGCUUUUUGGAGGGGUCUCUAAAACAGAACUAUGUCAGGAUACUGCAAAAGGGAAUAGAUCUAUGUCACUGGCAUUUUUAGGAUCAUCUCCUUUUUCUUGUGGAUCCAGAAGGGCAGCUGAAUUUUCAGCUCAGGGUGUUGUGUCCUUCAAGGAGGUGGCUGUGUAUUUCUCUAAAGAGGAGUGGACUCAGCUGGAUGCCCAUCAAAAAGCCCUCCAUGAGGAAGUCAUGCUGGAGAAUUCUCGGAAUGUGGCCUCUCUGGGAGGUAAAGGGCAAGAAAAUGAAAAUUGCAAGGAGAUCCUCCAAACUUUCAAGCUUGAAGAGGGAAAAGGGAUGUUUGCAAAUCAAAUGGAACCAAAAAUGCACGAGGAAAGCCACUCAAAAAAUGGAAGGAAACGAGGUUCUUCUUUUCAGUGGCCUCAAAUUCAAGAUUUAUUUGUACAACCAAACCACCAUCUUAAAAGUAAGGGAAAGUGUUUAGGGAAAGGUGGAGAAAUAUUCCAGGAUAUAUCAGAUUUAAAUAAAGCUUGCAGAACCCUAACCAAAGAAGGGAAGUAUCAGUUCAAGGAGGAUAGAAAAAGUUGCAAUCGUACUUUUGCUCUCUCUCUGCGUGAAAGAGUCAGCAUGGGAGAAAAACCAUAUAAAUGCAUGGAAUGUGGAAAACACUUUAGCAAUAGCAGUUCCCUUACUUGCCAUAAAAGGAUCCACACUGGAGAGAAACCAUAUAAAUGCUUGGAGUGUGGAAAGAGUUUCAGUAGUAGCAGUAACCUCACUGCUCAUAAAAGGAGCCACUCAGGAGAGAAACCAUAUAAGUGCCUGGAGUGUGGAAAGAGCUUCAGUACGAGCAGCAGCCUUACUUCCCAUAAAAGGAGCCACUCGGGGGAAAAACCAUAUAAAUGCCUGGAGUGUGGAAAGAGCUUCAGUACAAGCAGCAGCCUUACUUCCCACAAAAGGAGCCACUCGGGGGAAAAGCCGUAUAAAUGCCUGGAGUGUGGAAAGAGCUUCAGUACAAGCAGUUACCUUACUUCUCAUAAAAGGAUCCACACAGGAGAGAAACCAUAUAAAUGCACAGAGUGUGGAAAGAGCUUCAGCAACAGCAGUAGCCUUACUUCCCAUAAAAGGAGCCACUCAGGGGAGAAACCCUAUAAAUGCAUGGAUUGUGGAAAGAGCUUCAGGAAGAGCAGUAACUUUUCUUCCCAUAAAAGGAUCCACACAGGGGAGAAGCCAUAUAAAUGCAGGGAAUGUGGAAAGAGCUUUAGUCAGAGCAGUGACCUCAUUUCCCAUAAAAGAAUCCACACAGGGGAGAAACCAUACAAAUGCAUGGAGUGUGGGAAGAGCUUCAAUACCAGCAGCAACCGUGCUUCCCACAAAAGGACCCACACAAGGGAGAAAAUUUAUAAAUGGAUGAAGAUGCAUUUUAGCAAAAGCAGUAGCCUCUCUAAACAUAGAAGGAUCCAUACAGGAGAAAAACCAUAUAAAUGCAUGGAAUGUGGUAAAAGCUUUAGGAAGACCACUACUUUUAUUUCCCAUAAAAGGAUUCAUGCAGUGGAGAAACAUUAUAAAUUUCUGGAAGGUAAAACUGGGAUCUAAAAAACACCAUAAAAGGUUCCAUUUAGGAAAGAAAGCGUAUCAAGGCAUGGACUAUGGAAAGAGCUUUAAUUAAAGUUCUCGUCUUACUUCCCCUAAUUCAGUCCACAUAGCAGAAAAACUGUACAACUGCAUGGAAUAGAAAAAGAGCUUCUGUUAACAUGGGUCCCUUCCUAGUAUUGAGAAGAAACAGUGGGGAGAAAGUAUACAAAUACAUGGAAUGUGAGAAGAGCUUCAGUAGAAGCAUUGGACACGCUGUCCCAUUAAGGCUCCAUAGAGGGGUGGGAAUAUGUGGUGCGUGGAGAGAGCUUCAACAGAAAGAGCAACUAUCCUUCCCACACAAAGGACACCAUAAAUGGAUGAAGUGUGGAAAGUGUUUCCAUACAUGCAGCCUAUAGCUUCUCGUUAAAGAAUCCACAGUGAAGAAAUUGUAUAAAUGCACCAGCAGUGGGAAAUGCUUAGAUUCCAUACACAUUUUUCCCUCGAAACGUAUUCAUUUGUUACAAUCUAGAUAUGUUGUGGAUGGAUAUGGUGAUGCCUUUUUUUCUUGGUCAUUGUCUUUAGUGUUAAUAAUAACUCAUGGCAUUCUCUUUAAUAACAUGUUAAUGGAUUGGCAUGUUUUGUGUAGUCCAGAAAGAUUUAAAAGGAUGGGAACAGAAACUGCAGCUUUUAUGGAAACAUUUGGUAGACAAGAUUUAGGUGGGUGGCCAUGCUAAGUGCUCCUACUCCUAGUGUAGCAGGUGGAGGCUGUGUCCAGGGGCAUCCCACCCUCCCAGGAUCAUGAAGCCCUGUCAACAGUGACUCAUGCCCUUAUCAGCACGUGCCUGGACUUCUGCUACACAGUCUCUGUAGGACUGUCUUUGAAGAUGAAUCAGAAGCUGCAGUUGGUGCAGAACUUAUCCUUUGGCCCCUGCACUCGCUAUCUAUGACAUUCCAAAUCCAAUUCCAUUGCUCCUUUUUACCUAUAUAACCCUGCACCGCUGCACUGAGUUAUCUGAGAGAGCACAUCCUCCAAAAUUCUUCCAUUCUGUAAGCUCCUCAGGAGUCCCAACCGAGAAGUAAGGGGUCCCAGUAGAAGCAAAUAUGUGUAGCUCAGGGUUGAACUCCGGAGUCCUUGGGGUUCUCUGAGCUUGGUUCUUUUCUUGC